AUGUAAAUAAAAAGAAGAUUAUUAAUAAAUUUUUAUAAUUUACUCUUAUUUUAAAAUGCUAUAGAAAAUAAUUGUAGCCUUUAGUUCUACAGUAAAUACUUUCAAAAUAAGUCUAAAUUAACAGAAUUUUAUAAGGCAAUACAUCCAGAUAUGUUGUAAAAUGCACCUGAUAAUAUUAAAAUGGAGAAUACAAGAAUAUUGAAAAUUCUUAACAAUUAUUUUGAUGCUGUAUCAUAGAAUGAACGUAGUAUUAGAUGCAUAUUUAGGUAAGGAUUAAUAAGGUGCAAUUUAUAAGUAAGUAGAUGAAAAUAUAUUACAAGGUGACAACUUAAAUAAGAGAACAAAUAAAUUAAAAAUAUUAGGAAAUAAAAAAGGAAUUUGCAGAAAAAUAUGCUAAUCCUUUUGUUACUUAUACAAAUUAAUAUGAAACAGCAAAGAAAAACUUUCUUGAAACAACAACAUCAUUGAAGAAAAGGUCAUCAAAAAAAGGAAUAUGAGU
Molecule: messenger RNA, 499 nt
Organism: Paramecium pentaurelia
Lineage: Eukaryota; Ciliophora; Oligohymenophorea; Peniculida; Parameciidae
Source: the annotation of a GenBank genome assembly